Messenger RNA from Jaculus jaculus (lesser Egyptian jerboa), 1652 nucleotides. It is a transcript of the gene Rfc2, whose product is annotated as replication factor C subunit 2. Gene Ontology annotation, cellular component: nucleus; DNA replication factor C complex. The transcript is spliced from 11 exons. Gene Ontology annotation, molecular function: DNA binding; ATP hydrolysis activity; ATP binding. The record is from RefSeq and is a predicted model, not a curated record. The coding region runs from base 25 to 1083 and encodes 352 amino acids. NCBI's taxonomy places the organism in Eukaryota, Metazoa, Chordata, Mammalia, Rodentia, Dipodidae. Gene Ontology annotation, biological process: DNA repair; DNA-templated DNA replication.
GCGGCGGGAAGCGCGGGCGCGGGCAUGGAGGUGCCGGAGAGCCGCGGCGGUUCUGCGGAGACCGUGGUGCAGGACCCCGCGCCUGGCCCCAGCAAGGCCCCGGGCAGUGCGGGUCACUACGAGCUGCCGUGGGUUGAAAAAUACAGGCCUGUGAAGCUAAAUGAAAUAGUCGGAAAUGAAGACACCGUGAGCAGACUGGAGGUCUUUGCAAGAGAAGGGAACGUACCAAAUGUCAUCAUCGCUGGGCCUCCUGGAACAGGCAAGACAACAAGCAUCUUGUGUCUGGCCCGAGCCCUGCUGGGCCCAGCCUUGAAGGACGCUGUCCUGGAACUCAAUGCUUCGAAUGACAGAGGCAUCGAUGUCGUGAGGAACAAAAUCAAAAUGUUUGCCCAACAGAAAGUGACCCUUCCCAAAGGCCGGCACAAGAUCAUCAUCCUGGAUGAGGCGGACAGCAUGACGGAUGGCGCCCAGCAAGCCUUGAGGAGAACCAUGGAAAUCUACUCCAAAACCACCCGCUUUGCCCUGGCUUGUAACGCCUCGGACAAAAUCAUCGAGCCCAUUCAGUCGCGCUGCGCGGUGCUCCGUUACACCAAGCUCACAGACGCCCAGGUCCUCACGAGGCUCAUGAAUGUCAUUGAGAGGGAAAAAGUACCAUACACGGACGAUGGCCUGGAAGCCAUCAUCUUCACAGCCCAGGGAGACAUGCGCCAGGCCCUAAACAACUUGCAAUCCACCUUCUCAGGAUUUGGCUUUAUCAACAGUGAGAACGUGUUCAAGGUCUGCGAUGAGCCCCACCCGCUGCUGGUGAAGGAGAUGAUCCAGCACUGUGUGGACGCCAACAUUGACGAGGCGUACAAGAUCCUUGCCCACCUGUGGCACCUGGGCUACUCUCCGGAGGAUGUCAUCGGCAACAUCUUCCGAGUGUGCAAAACCUUCCCCAUGGCUGAGUACUUGAAACUGGAAUUUGUGAAGGAAAUUGGAUACACGCACAUGAAGGUGGCGGAAGGCGUGAGCUCCCUGCUGCAGCUGGCUGGGCUCCUGGCCAGGCUGUGUCAGAAGACGGCAGCCCCGGCGGCCAGUUGAGCGCCGACGCCAUUCACGGAUGAAGUCAGAGCAGCCCUUGGGCCUGAACUCUGGAGACAGCGUUGUCACUGGGGAAAUGGUGGCCGAGAUAGGUGCUAGAAUGUUCCUGGCUUUUUUAAUGUUUUUGGUGGGUUUUUGUUUUUGAGACAAGGUCUCAGUGUAGUCCAGGCUGGCUUCGAACUCACAGGGUAACUGAAGAUGACCUUGAAUUUCUGGUCCCCUCCCCCUCUCCACCUCCCAAGUGCUAGGAUUAGAGGCGUGCAUCCCCACGCCCAGUUUACGCAGCGCUGGCGAUGGAACCCAGGGCUUUGUUCAUGUGUGCUAAGACAAGCCCUCUGUCAUCCCCCGCCCAAGUCCCUUCAAGGUCUUUACUAAAGCCAGGUGCUGUGACCCCACCACUCGAGGCUGAAUCAGGAGUAUUGCCACGAGUCCAGGGCCAUCCUCAGUGAGACCCUUUCUCAAAAAAGUAUAAAGUGCCAGGCGUGGUGGCGCACACCUUUAAUCCCAGCACUCGGGACGCAGAGGUAGGAGGAUCGCCGUGAGUUCGAGGCCACCCUGAGACUACAUAG